Molecule: messenger RNA, 2364 nt
Organism: Alnus glutinosa
Lineage: Eukaryota; Viridiplantae; Streptophyta; Magnoliopsida; Fagales; Betulaceae
Product: peptide deformylase 1B, chloroplastic/mitochondrial
Exons: 7
Coding region: 133-963 (276 amino acids)
Biological process (GO): peptidyl-methionine modification
Cellular component (GO): chloroplast; mitochondrion
Molecular function (GO): peptide deformylase activity
Source: RefSeq, a predicted model, not a curated record
UGAAUCUGUGAUCCCUCCCACCAUCUAUGCCCCUCCCCCCACCAAAACAAAAACUCAUUAUAAUUAAAUCUGUGGCUCUACGGCUCAGAGGGCUCACGGACUGGACUAGGCUUAGCCCUACUGUUUCUGGCCAUGGCUUGCGCCACUUGGCUCCACCCAUUUCCUUUACCUCACGCUCUCGUCCCCACUCCCCGGCGCCGGUCUGCUCUUACCGCCACCUUUCACGGGGUCACCCGGCCCUCCUCGCCCGGUCGGCUUUUCUCCUUCGCGAACCGGCCCUCCUCACCUCCACUCAGUCCGGUCCUCGCGCAAGCCAAGCGGGGCUUCUCAUUCAAAGACGACGAAGUAGCUUCUCCCGAUGAUCUUCGCUUUGAAGCGCCGCUCAGAAUAGUGGAAUAUCCAGACCCUAUACUGAGAGCGAGGAACAAGCGGGUCGAUUUGUUUGACGAUAAUUUGAAGAAGCUCGUCGAAGAAAUGUUCGACGUAAUGUACAAAACUGAUGGUAUUGGGCUCUCCGCACCCCAAGUAGGAAUUAAUGUUCAACUCAUGGUGUUUAAUCCUGUUGGCGAACGUGGUGAAGGAGAGGAAAUUGUUCUUGUAAAUCCAAGAGUAAACAGAUAUUCAAAGAAAAUGGUGCUUUUUAAUGAAGGUUGCCUAUCCUUCCCACAGAUUUAUGCUGAUGUUGAGAGACCAGAAUCUGUGAAGAUUGAUGCAAGGGACAUUAAAGGUGCAAGGUUUACUGUCAACUUGUCUGGUCUUCCUGCACGGGUUUUCCAGCAUGAAUUUGACCAUUUGCAGGGUAUUCUGUUCUUUGAUAGAAUGACUGAUGAAGUUCUUGACAGCAUUCGUGUGCAGCUACAGGCCUUAGAAAAGAAGUAUGAGGAUAAGACAGGAUUGGCAAGCCCUGAAAGAGUAGAAACCCGCAAAAGGAAGACGGUUGCGGCUGGUUUUGGAAAAUCAUGAACAUACUAGCUUCCAUAGACACAUCAGCUUAGUAUUAGGGAUGGUGCUGGAUGAAUUACUUACAGGAACUUACUGAGAAGAGACAAAGAUCAAAUACAUGAACCAAUAAGAGGAAAAAAUGGCUGAUUCACAAAUUAUGCAUGUAUAUAUAUAUAUAUAUAUAUAUACUGGAGGGUAAGGUCGUGAGUUCAGGGCCCACGAGGUGCUUGUGUAACGUGUAAACUGAUUUUUUUCAGAUGUACCAUGUAAACUAGGAUGCAGCUCCUCUUAUUCUAGGACAUUGUUUCUGAAAUCCAUUCUUAAGUACAUAAUAAUGAUGCUUGUGUAGUCGUCAGAGAAUAUCAUGCUGAAAAAAUCUUUUCAACUCCAGCUUAAAAGAUGAUGCACCUGAGCUAUGUUUCACAAAUGGAAAAAUACAUUCAAGAUUUUCUAGAAACCAGAACCAAGAAAAUAACAAUGUUCUGCACUUUGCAAUAUAAGUAAAAAUAAACAAACACCUACGGAAAAGAAGGUUCAAAUUUGCAUCAUUAAUCACUCAUUACUCCAUGAGAAACCAUUGCAUCCCUGCACUGUAUCUGUCCUCAAGGCUAAGGCCAGCAAGAAUUAUGAUUAGACUGAAAUCUAGUGCUUGUCAGCAAACAGGCAAUUGGAGGGAUAGUUCUAGUUCUCAGUUUUCCAUAUGCUCUCCAACAGAAAGAUUCACACAAGUCAUAGUUAACUUGAAGUGGCAUUAACUCUAUGUUAGCUAGUGAUAAACCUGUGCAGGGCAAGCCGUCGCUGCAUGCGAAGUGUACAGGUUUGACUGUGUAUGUUCCUCGUAUAUUUUCGUAGUUUAUGCCUGACACUGCCACAGCUGAUGUUUUGUUUUGGCAUUUGCUUUUGUCACUAGCACAGUAGAAUUGGUCGAUCAUGAUUGGGAUUUGAACUUGAGAAACUAGGAUGUUUGAGAACAUGAUUCCUUGGACUGAACCUGAGCCACCCUGCAGUGGGAAACUAUAAGGAAAUGUCUAGUAGGGAUUGGAAGUUUACAUAUAUGGUUUUGAAUUAGAGAAGGAUAUUGAUGGUAUAAUAAAUAGGUUGUGUAAUUAUAUUAUACCUGCCAUGUUUUUAUUCUGACGCCAGUCAGAGUAUUAUGCAGUGUGAUGUCUCGGACGGUGAUGUUUGAAACACAAGCUUUGGUGUUAUCCAUUCCUAGCGCUCCAAUGCUGAUUCCAUGUCCAGGUCCGCAAUUGACAUUGUGUAUGUACACAUUUGAGCAUCCAGUUUGUAUGGAUACACAAUCAUCUCCUGCAGAAUGGAGUAGUUCAUAUGACCCUUAAUAAUUUACUCAUGAAAUUCCGGGCCUCUUUGGCUCAUAUAGGUAAAUGAAUUGCGAGAUUGAGGGAUUUGGUGCCCCUUAAA